This is a messenger RNA of Elgaria multicarinata webbii, 6131 nucleotides long. RefSeq names its product LON peptidase N-terminal domain and ring finger 2 (gene LONRF2). Gene Ontology annotation, molecular function: protein binding; ubiquitin protein ligase activity. NCBI's taxonomy places the organism in Eukaryota, Metazoa, Chordata, Lepidosauria, Squamata, Anguidae. The transcript has 12 exons. Bases 229 to 2619 code for a protein of 796 amino acids. The record is from RefSeq and is a predicted model, not a curated record.
GACAGAGCUGUCCGCCCUCCUGCCUCGCGCAAGCCCCUCUCAGAACGGGGUCCGAGCCCUGGCGACAACCAUCCAAGGAUGGCGCCGUUGUAAGGCUGCUGGGGCGACUCCCCCGUUCCUCUUCCUCCGCCUGCCCACGGAGAGACGGAGCUCGACAAUGGAGCAUUAGCGGCAGCAGCAGCAGCGCCCACCGUCACCACACCCACCCAAGCCCGUCUCCCAGCGAAAAUGGAGCUGGGCCCCGCCACCGGGCAACAGGCGCAGCAGCGCGCCCACCCCCAGGCCUCGUCAGGCGGCGGCGGGGGUCCCUGCCCGGAGAUGCUGCAAGUGGCCGAGGAGGCUUUCCGAGGCGGGCAGUUCGCGCUGGCGGCCGAGAUCCUGAGCUCGCAGCUGGCCGAGUUGCCGCAGCCCGAGCGGGGCCUUUGCCUUCGCCAAGGGGACGCGUUGGCUCGCGCGGGACGCAUGGCCGAGGCUUUGGAUUCGUACAGCGCCGCCGCCAGGUUGGCCCGACUGCGGCCCGAGGAGCUGCGCGAGCUGGCCGAGAGCUUCGCCCUGGUCAUCCGCGACAAAGAGCUGCGGCUGCCUCCCUGGCAGGGGCCUGGCGGAACUGGGGGUGGCGCCGCAGCCGGGGACUCUCUGGAGGGAGCUGACCCGCUAGGGGACCCCACCUGCUGCCGUCCUCCAGAGCCGCUGCGCUGCCCUUUGUGCCUGUGCCUGCUCUACGAACCGGUGACUCUGCACUGCGGGCACACCCACUGCAAGCGCUGCGCCCAGAGCGGCGGCGGCGGCGAGUGUGCCCCCUGCGCCGCCCGGCGUCCUGCCUCUACCCCCGUUCCUGCCCCAAGCCCGGCGGCACAAGCCCCCGCCUGUCUCCGCGUCAACGUGGUUCUGGGCAGCCUACUGGAGAAAUGGUUCCCGACCGAGAGCAGAGCGCGCCGGCUGUGCGUCGAAGGGGACACCCUGUGGGAAAGGCAAGAGCUGGCGGCCGCCCUGGAGAAGUACAGCCAGGCCCUCGAAGUCGCUUCUUGUAAAUGUUUGUUAAUAGCACAGCGGGCAGAACUUUGUACAGCUAUGAAGAAUUAUCAACAAGCCCUUUAUGAUGCAGAGGUGCUCUGCCGAAAUAAACCCCAUUGGCCUAAGGGUCAUUAUGUGAAAGCACAGGCUCUUUCUGGAUUAGGAAGGAUUGAAGAAGCGUUGAAGGAGUUUCUUUAUUGUGUUGCCUUAAAUCCUGAAUGGAGCUCAAUGAAGAUGGAAGCCCAAAAGAUAAUGUGCGAGAUGUUUUUCCCAGCAUUUGAAAAUGUGCACGAUAGUCUAACAACACCUUUUUGUAAUCGGACCUCUUAUACAAGGUUGAAACCUGCAUUUUUAAGUAGCAUAAAUACACAGUCUUCUGGAGAAGAUGGGUCAACUGCAGAAAGCUCAAAGGAGACCAUCUUGAGGUUAACAAAAAAACCAUCCCAAGAGACUGAUGUAUAUCGAAGUCCUGAUUCUUCUGUUUCUAAUCAUAUACUGGAUUCCUAUUUUGAAGAUAACAAAAAAACUUUGGGGACAGUUCUCUCCAAUUUACCUGGUGCAAGCUUAAAAAGAAAGUUUUCUAAUGAUGUGGGAGAUCUGCAGAGCUUGGAAGUCCCUUGCAAAAUUCCUAGAAAAGAUGGUGAAGGUACUUGUGAAAAACCCACCUCCUUUCCCUUAAGAACAAUACCUGCAAACCUUGUGGAUGCGUCUGACUUUGAGUGUUCCCUCUGCAUGAGGUUGUUCUAUGAGCCUGUCGCUACUCCUUGUGGACAUACAUUCUGCCUCAAAUGCCUUGAACGCUGUCUGGACCAUAAUCCGCACUGUCCACUUUGUAAGGAAAAGCUCUCUGAAUUUUUAGCUGGCAGAACUUACAAAAAGACCGUCCUUACUGAAGAAUUAAUAGUUCGAUACUUGCCAGAAGAAUUGUCUGAAAGGAAGAAAGUUUAUGAAGAAGAAAUGAAGGAAUUAUCAAAUUUGAAUAAAGAUGUUCCCAUCUUUGUAUGUACCAUGGCUUUCCCUACCAUCCCUUGUCCUCUUCACGUCUUCGAACCCCGCUAUCGGUUAAUGAUAAGAAGAUGCAUGGAAACCGGUACCAAGCAGUUUGGCAUGUGCUUAGCAGAUGAACUGAAAGGGUUUGCUGAUUACGGCUGCAUGUUAGAGGUCAGGGAUGUGAAGUUUUUCCCUGAUGGCCGCUCAGUUGUUGAUACGGUUGGUGUUCGGCGUUUCAGGGUCUUGAGCCAUGGCCAACGAGAUGGGUAUAAUACUGCAAACAUUGAAUAUUUGGAAGAUAAAAAGGUUGAAGGGGCAGAGCAUGAAGAACUUGUCCGCCUUCAUGAUUCAGUCUACGAUCAAGCUGUUGCCUGGUUUACAUCUCUUAAAGACAACAUGAAAGCACAAAUUCUAAACCACUUUGGGUCAAUGCCAGGGAAGGAACAUGAGCCACAGAGUAAUCCCAGUGGUCCAGCUUGGUAUUGGUGGCUGUUGGCUGUAUUGCCACUGGAGAACAGGGCCCAAUUGGCCAUUCUCGCCAUGACCUCUCUUAAAGAUCGUCUUAUUGCCAUACGACGCGUAUUAAUAUUCGUGACACGCAAAAGACCCAGAUGACACAGCCUUAUUUGCGAACAGAAGCUGAAAACAACUGGUUGCAAUCGCUCGUAAGAAAGAAGUUGGAGACAGAAUAAUUCUUCCCUUUUAAUGACACUGAUCUCAUUUAAGCUUUCACCAUUCUUUGCACACUCUCUACCCAGUAGUUAAUCAAGUAUUCUGUGCCUAUUUUCCUGGAGAAAUCUGAGCCUCUUGGAAGUUUUGCCACAGUUGCAACUUAGCUGCUAGUAGUUGCAGGCACUAUGUGGAAUUACUACUCGUAACCAACUAUCUAUUUAUCAUGUGGAGACAACUGAGUCAGUAGCCCUAAAAAACAUCCCCAACGUCCUAACUGAGGUGUUUACUUUUAUUGUAGCAAGGAAACAGAAUUCAGAACAUUGGAUUAGUAACUGAGGAUAUGCAUUGUUGGAAUAUUCCUUAGAGGUAUAAAGGAAAUUCUCCAAUUGAUCCUCUAAAAGAAGAAUCCACAAAAGACAACAGGUACUGAUGGACAGGACAAUCUUUUAAUUGCAGUAUGUUGACAAAACUAUUGAUCUGUGAAGCAAAAUGGCUUUUCCUGGACAAAAUAUUCCCCCUCCAAGGAUGUCAUGUCCAAAAAAGUAGCUGGUGAACAGCACCGUGGCUGAUUAUAAUGAAUCAGUUUCUUGUAUUUGUAAUGUGCAUGUUGUGUGUAAUGGGAAGAAUACUUCAAAAUAUAUAUAGAAAGGUUAGGUGUGUCUCCCGCCCCGCCCCCCCCCCAAAAUAUCAGAAUAACCUCAGGAAACCUUCAUUACAAUGGGAAAAGUUACCUUUUGACAGCCCAAUCCUCUGUGGUUGUGACCUUGAACCCCGUGCACAUAUGGAUCCUAUACUCUCCCAACGGCAAAUGGAAUUUUGUGUGUACAGAGGACGCUUUUCUCUGCCACUGGAACACUUGAGCAUGUUGAACCACGUUCCAGAACUCUGGUUCCCUUCAAGCUAUUCUAUGGUUAGAGUACUAACAGCUGUUGUGAUAUAGAAUUGCCACUUCAAAUUAUCCUUCAUGCUAAUUCUGUAGAACAGGUCUACUCACAACUGCCAUGCCAGCCUAACCUGUUAUACUGGAACAAUGUUCGUUAGCACAUUUUUAAAAACCAAAACGUUAAUAUUCCUCGUUCUGUACCGACCACUGUCUGUGCUUGGAGUCUUUGUCCUUGGUGACAACAUGAGAGGAGGCACAAAUUGAACCCUGUAAAGGCAACUUUCAAUGCAAGCUUAAACCAGGUGUUACCUUCAAUUUGUUGUUGGUUUUGUAAAUAUAUCUGUAUUUUGAUGUCGUAAUACCUGUUGUUAAUUUUUUCAAAAUGGUCAGCUUACCAGAAAGAAACUUUUGACAGUAAGCAUGCAAACUGCUGAGAUCCUCAAAUUUGUGGAAACAAUUGUCCCUAACAGGAGGAUAAAAUAAAUUCAAAUCUCAGAAUGUUGCACAUACAGAAGGGAAACUGAAUGAUACUGGUUCAUGUGCAGAUAAUCUGGCAAGAUGAAAAUAGUGGCAAUACCAAAAUACUUCAAAAGUGCCUCCUUUUUAAAUUAGAAAAAGUAUCUUAAGACACAGGUGUAAACACUUGCACAUGAAUUAAGGAAGAAAUGUUAUCUAAAAGAUGAUUGAUUGCAUUAUUUAGUAGUAGUAAUUGCAGUCUGAGUAGUAUUAGAUGAUUGUCAAAAGUAUCUUGUCAGAAGUUGCCAGUAGCGGUUUCCUAGGAACUGAUCAACACACCCUGAAUGUACUGUAGUUGCCUCUACCUUGAAUUCGCCUUUUGUAGUUAAGUAAUGACCCAUGACUACUCUUUUAAUUGUAACCUGCAUAACUUGCAACAGAUGAUCUAAUAAUUUCUACCAUAGCCUUCCUGCAGUUUCUACUACCUUUACCAGAAUUUAUAGAUAAUAUGUUUUUUCCCCAAGUAUUUUUUAGAGAGGUAGCAUAAAAGCCAGAGAGAGGAGGAUCUUUGGAGGGUGUUAUUCCCUGGGUGCUAUCAUACUUUCCCCAACACAACUGUCUUCCUGUUAAUCCACUGGACUUCAAAAGCUUCCAAGGUCAUCUAGUAAGAGAUUCUUGAAAAUGUGCCCUCAUUAAUUUUUGGCAGGGAACUUGGACCAUCUUCAUCCUUUUUCACAAUACCUUUGUCUGUGCUGGCUUGAUACUCCUUUUUCAGAUUUUGAGUGUAUCUAAUGUUUUCUUCAUAUUUGUCUUUUUGUGUGAGUUUUCUUCUAUUAAUAGCUAAAGUAACAUAGCUAUUGAGCAUAAAUAAGAAACUCUUUGUUCCACUAAAUUACUGUUUCAGCAUUAUUCGUUGUUAGAUUCUAUUCUCUACGACAGGCAUGGGCAACUUAUGGUCCUCCAGAUGUUUGGGCCUACAGUUCCCAUCUGCCAUAGCCAGCAUAGUCAGUGGUGAGGGAUGAUGGUAGUUAUAAGUCAAAGCAUCUGGCCAUAAGUUAUCCACUCCUGCUCUAUAUUACUUCUUAUAUUCAUAUCUGGUGUUCCAUUUUCAAUGAAGGACUUUUCUAACAGUCUUCAGCAUGUCUUCAGUCUUCAACCCUUAUGCUUUAAAUUUAAAGUUCAGGUUGUCUGCUCUUCUAACAAUCCUAGUCUGUCAAGUGAGCAGAUAUAUUAAUUAAAGGAUAUGAUGAAAGCCAGAAUUUUGAAACCUCUUUUCUUUUAUGUAGAUUGGUCUGGCAGUUUAGAGAACUGGGAGCUAGGAUAUCUGUAGCUCAAAAAGCCAUGCAGAAAAAAUGUUCAAGACCUAUUCUAUUGAAUAUAACAAAACAGACAUGCAAAACCCUGUAGGCCUGCUAUAUACGGCUUCUAAAUAAUAAAUAAAUUUUGCAGGUGAAGUUCAAUCGCUUCAAUUUUACAAACUAUACCAGUUUGUUACUGUGGCCUUUUAACUACUGCUUUUAAAUGUCCAUCCUUCUUUUCAGUCACUGAGAUUGCUUUGUGACUCCAGUGAGCUGAUAAUCAGCAGAUUUUUUGCUCCUACUGCUUUGUGCUGCAGUUAAUUUUCAAAGAAAAUAAAUGGCAAAGGUGUUUAGAAAGCUGUAUGUGUUAAUCAUACAGUGCCUUGCAUAACUGAAGGCCUCGUGUUUGGUAGCGCCUUAAUUUUGCAGCUCUGGAAUGAUUGUAUCAACAAAGCAUCACAAAAAACAGAUCUGGAGCUAAUGACCAGUUGUGUUUUGUUUUUUUAAGCAUAUUUUAUGUAGAUAAAACUUGAAACAAAAUCGUUAUGUUUUGAAGCUAGUUGAAGUAUGUGUGUGCGCGCACGUGUGGAUGUAUGUGUACAUAUGUAUAAAUAUAAAUUAUUAACCUGCGCCUUUUUGUACUUAGUAAAAGAAAGACAGGUAUGUGUUACAACCAUGUUUGGCACUUCUUGUUGCAUAAAGCAAAGCCAAACUGAUUUUUUUUUAAUAUUGCUGCAAUGUUCAUUUCAUGUAUGUUUGGAAUUUUCAUGGGGAAAUGUAUUUAUGUGAUAUUUGGAAUAAAUAAAUUCAGUUUACAA